CAUGGCCUAGAGGGGCAACGGACAAAAUCAGCCCCAUCAAUGGCCAGUCGUCUCUUGGCCCCAAUGGCGCGCAUGUCAUUCCCAAUGUUCACCUGAUAACAUAAGUAUAUACUGGGACUUUUAACACAAGCCUUCCUUUCUCAACGUCUCGGUUACUCGCAACUUUCGGGGUAACCAUAGGGAAUGAUGCUGCCGUUCGCUUCUCUGGCCGUCUUCGGCCUCGCUUUGUUUUCACACGUCUCCGCGACUAUCUUGCAGAACGGUCAAGUUAAACCUACCAACUAUCCAGACACCCGCAUCGACCUGACAGACUACUCCUUCCAAACAUAUCCCGCAAAUGCCAGCGAGAUCUCGUACAAGGGCCGAUGGGACUCUAAACACGUUUCCUGGUGGUCCGCUCCUGGCAUUAAAUUUGGCUACACGGGACAGACGGUAGCCAUCUCUUUCGGCAACCUGACUAGCGAUGGUGUUCUCGUCGGCUAUCGCAUUGGAGGACUCGAUUGGAUGUUCACCAACAUCACAGCGGGCGCCACUCAUCUGCUCGUGAGCCCAGACACUCCGGGAUCCAACCUGACCGGUCCUAUCAAUCCGUGGACCUUUGAGCUGCGGGUGACCAACUGGGCGUACGGAGUGCAAAUCGACGCUGUCCAUGUCGAUGCUGGCGAGAAGCUUAUCAAAAUCCCCGACUUUGACCGCCGGAUCGAGGUUAUUGGCGACAGCCUCGCCGCCGGAAUGUAUACAUCGUAUGAAGGGCUAUCCAGCUGGGCCUACGGCCUCGGCGCUGGAUUAGGCAACACCGAGUACUCCGUGACGGCUUAUCCCGGAAUCUGCGCGGCAGACCAGAAUUGUUGGGGUAACCCGCGGGGACAAGUUCACCAGUGGUUCUAUACCUCUGACACGAGCUACCGAGCGUCUGUAAUGCAUGGUGAUAAUCCGGAGCCGUGGGAUUUCAGCAAACACCCAGCCGCUGACCUUGUUGUCAUCAAUAUCGGCACAAAUGACAACAACAAAGCGAACAAUGUCUCCACCGAAGAAUACAUUGAUGCCCUGACCAAGAUUAUUCAAGGCAUCCAUGGCAAGUGGCCGAAGGCCCAAGUUAUCGUAAUGUCGCUUUGGCUCGGCUUUUACCAGUCUGGCAACACAUACUUGCCCAACGCCCCGGAGGGUUGGGUCAAUGAGAUUUACCAAAUGGUCAAGUGGUUCAACUCUGAUGACUAUCUCCGCAACCCCAUCGUCUAUGACGGCGUCACCAAGAAAACCUCAAGAAGUGGCAAGAAGGCGAAACCGUUCGUCCAUUACUUCAACACGACGGGUAUCAUGCAGCACAACGAUAUCGCGCCGCAGUGGCACCCGACGGAUGUAGGAGCCAUCAAAGUUGCCAGCCACCUGCAGCAGUUUAUCAGGAUCAAGUUUGACUGGGACCUCUAUGCCACUGGGCCAGAGGUUUUCCAUGACACGCUAUACUGGAAUGAUCAGUCGGGCUACUGAGGUUGCAUGGAUGGUCAGGGGUCCCAGGCCGCCACCUCGUUGGAUGUACCGUUUGUAUCUCCGUAAAGCUCCUCCAAACUGACCAAUCGUAUUGUACAAUUCACCCCUACACUAUCCGUAAUGCGAAGGCAGCUGCUUACGGAGACUGAUUGAUACAAACGCCCGGGCCAUGCAACCUUGCUGGUCCCUG
Molecule: messenger RNA, 1678 nt
Organism: Canariomyces notabilis
Lineage: Eukaryota; Fungi; Ascomycota; Sordariomycetes; Sordariales; Chaetomiaceae
Product: Lipase, GDSL-like protein
Exons: 8
Coding region: 184-1488 (434 amino acids)
Molecular function (GO): carboxylic ester hydrolase activity
Source: RefSeq, a predicted model, not a curated record